This is a messenger RNA of Mya arenaria, 4321 nucleotides long. RefSeq lists its product as uncharacterized. Bases 859 to 1341 code for a protein of 160 amino acids. The transcript is spliced from 2 exons. NCBI's taxonomy places the organism in Eukaryota, Metazoa, Mollusca, Bivalvia, Myida, Myidae. The record is from RefSeq and is a predicted model, not a curated record.
UCGAGUGUUUACAUCACACGUGUUUGAAUAUUGGAAACGAGAUUUUAAUUGUUAAGUAAGUGUUUGAUCAAUAGUUUGAUUUUAACUUUUUCAUUUUUAUUGGUCGAGCUUCUUUGAUUCUAAGUCCUUUGGACUGUAUUGAGCACAAAGUGUAUUCUAAGUGUUUUCUCAAAGUGUAUAUAUAUAAAAGUGAACACUUGAUUGCGUAAUUGUUAUACAAAGUAUACCAUCACCCAUACAUAGAGCUUAUUGGAUAGAGUGUAACAGGAUUCGCCCUAUGUGUCUGUCUAGCCGUACACAUGUUCGUGUCUGAUCCAUAUCUCCCGUCAUGAAUAAAUGAUUUUUUAAAUUUUACAGAAAUGUUAACCACAUCCAAGAUUAUGUGUUGCAGGUCAAAGUUCAAUGUCACAAAGCUUAAUUGUCAUAUAUUCUACUAAUACAGCUAGUGACUUCAUAUUUGGCAUGUAGGUGUACCUGAUGGAGCCACCAAUUUUCAGUGGUAACAUUUGAAGGUCAAGGUCAUCCUUCAAUGUCAAAGGUCAACUUUUGAAUUAUUGCAGAUACAGAAUUGAUACUUGACAUGCAUGUGUAUCUCAUUAAGUUGCAAAUAUUCAUUUGUAACAUAACACAGUCAAGGUCAUCCUUCAAGGUCAGAUGUCAAAUUUAUUUGUGACAAGACCCUUUGGGCGCAUUGGUGUUUCAACUACACACUUUUAUUUACCAUCGCAAGGGUUACAAUUUGACAGGGUAAUAACAAACGUUUUUUUUUGUGUGCAAAUUUAAUGCCCCUUUACAGGCAGACAAAUGUUGGCAUACAUAAAAGAUGAUGAUUGAAAAUAAGCAAUCAAAAACUUCUUUAUGCCACAUCAAAGAUGUCGAUGUUAUUUCUCCUUGCAGGACAGCGUUGCCACUACAGUAAUGGUGAAUGACAAAGAGGUGAAUGUGCGGACCAUUACGGUGGAGGACCGUACUGGGAAGGUGAAAGUCAGCCUGUGGCGCAACAUUGCAGCAGAGCCUGUGGUGUUGGGGGAUGUUGUUGCCAUCACCAAUAUUGUUGUCAACAGCAAGAGAUAUAACAAUGAGGAAUCCCUGUGGUCAACACAAUUUACAAAGAUAGAGGUUACUGACAUGCCAAACACCGAGAUGACGGCCACCAUUCUAGGACUUGACCUGGGUGAUGUGGAAUCCCAGUUACUCACAGAACAGGAUGGAAUCUUCAAUGUAUCAAACGAAGUGCUAGUUGCAGCCUUUCAGUGUCAGUUGGAAGACAUUACAGCCAAACUACCAAAAACACUGAAUUUCAUAGCCAAAGGACAGUCUGUGGUCACCUUUAAUGAGUGAAAAAUCAUGUUCAAAGUUUAUAGUUUAGAGAUGUUUACUUUUCAUACACUGGAGCAUGACAGUCUGUGGUCACCUUUAAUGAGUGAAAAAUCAUGUUCAUAGUUUAUAGUUUAGAGAUGUUUACUUUUCAUACACUGGAGCAUUCAUAGUGUUGCCUGUUAUAUCAUUCCAUCACCAAGAAUUACCAAACUUGCUAGCUCUUGACCUGGGUGGUGUGGAAUCAAGCUUAGUCACAGAACAGGAUGGAAUCUUCACUAAAUCGAACGAGGAUCUAGUUAUCACCUAGGAUUACCAAACUUAGUGUGAGGAUGCAUAUAUUGAAUGCAGCGUUCCACUUUCAUCAGUUUCAUGUCCUUCUGACGUUGACCUUUACAUUUGAUCUUCAUUAUUUAGAGUAAUAUUCUUGAUGAAAAUUCACUUUAAAACACACAAAAAUCUAUCUUUGUCUGUUAGAGGACAUUACCUAUCUGUCAUUGAUGUGACAGAUUGAUGCAUUAUUUGAUGUGAAAGUGGCGUAUUUUACCUAUUAUAAAAGUCAUUUGAAUUCAAUUUGAGAAUUUUAUUUCUCAUAGUUCCUGCCCACAACUGUCAAUCAUUAUGUGAACCACCAGCCGCGUUUCACAAUUUUACUUUAAAGGUACCAGUAUGAAACAAGAGCAGCAAUGUGCCAAUCAACCUCUUGUGUACUUUUUAAUUGGCCAAUUGUAAAGCACGCAACGGUUCGUAAACUAAUUUACAAUCUGGGGUGGGAAUCAUGAGGCAUUAAAAUCCUCACACUUUAUUCAUUUUGGUGUAAUUAGGGACCCCCACACAUCAAUGUGGGAGCCCUAUAGUAAUCACCCUGUUUGUCUGUCCGUCCAUUCGUUUUUUGUUUUUCUUCCAUAACUUCAGUAUUUCUUAACACAUUAUCCCCUAUGCUAUAUUUAGAUUCCGACGUCAUUUUUAUAUUUUUAGCUAACCAAAAAUAAUCUUGAAGGCUUGAAGUAUCGGUUUAUCUCAAUGGUUUUAAAGGCAUUAUGGGAUAUAGAGCAUUUGCUCCUAAGGAGCAAAUGCUCUAUUUCUCACAAUUUCUUCAAACAUCAGCCACAAUAAUUGUGCAAUAAUGUGUCUCUAGGAGAUAAUGAGUUAAUGGAAUUUGAUAAAACUUCAUACAAUAGUAAAGCUCAAUGGGAAGAAAUGCAGUGUACAAAACCAUAGCUCUAAUUUACCUAAUUAUGGAGUUAUUGACCUUUGUUACUUUGUCUAGUCCGGAACAUAACUUGAAAACUAGUGUAUGGAAUUUUAUAAAACAUCAUACAAUGGUAAAGUUCAAUGAUAGGAAGUGCAGUAAUUUGCUUAAUUACAGAGUUAUUGCCCUUUGUUACUUUUUCUUGUCCAGAGCAAAACUUGGAAACUACUGGAUGGAAUUUCAUAAUACUUCAUACAAUGUUAAAACUCAAUGAGAUGAAGUGCAGUGUACAAGAACCAUAACUCUUAAUUUGCUAAUUAUGGAGCUAUUGUCCUUUGGUACUUUUACUUGUCUGGAGCAUAACUUGAAAACUACUGGAUGGAAUUUCAUAUUUACUUCAUACAAUGGUAGAGCUCCCUUGGUCAGAGUUCUAGUUCAAUUACAUAUUGUAGGAAAAAAUCUACCUCUUUUACUAAAAAUGAUUUCAUCUAUAACGUUUUUGGUCAUUACUUUUACCAGACGAUAUAGGUUUUUUUUCGUGUUUGAAAGAUUGAAUAUUCAUCAGCAGAAUUACUUUUAAAUCUUUGUCAGCGCAUAUCUCCUAUACUAUAUGGCCUACGAUCACCAAACUUGGCUUGUGGUUGCAUUUUUGGAUUGUGAAGUGUCAUGUAUCACUAUCAUUCUGACCUUGACGUUCACAUUCUACCUUGAUUUUCACACACCAAUUGAGUGGAGGCGUCCAUGUACCAUAUAUGCAUGUCUACUAGUAGUUAAGUUUUAAAUAUACUUUAGUUAAAUACAAGGAGUACAGGAAUACUCGCAUUUUAUUAUACCAGGCUUUAAAAAUUGAAUUUGCUUUUGCCAAAUUCCAGCUACAGCUGUCUGCAUUCUUUUUACAUGCUCUUGGUGACACCUUCCCUAAUUGACCACUACCUAUCUAAGACAGGUAGUUGUAUUAAAGAGUUGUUUUGCUGAAUACACUCAACAAAACUCCUAAUCGGUCACCUAGGUAAUCUUCUAAUAUUCCCUUCCCUGUACAAUAAGCUUAAUUACAAAUUAGAUUUAUGAAAAGACCAUUAUCUCGUACACAUGCUGUGAAAACUUGGUUCACGUACUACGCUUCAUCAAAAAGAUACAGUGUCUCAAAUGACAACACUAUCAAUAAUAAAAGUCACAAAAUCUAACAUAGCGUAAAAAGGAAGAAAAAUAAAAAUACCACCCUUUGUCACUUUAAAAUGAUAUUACAUGACAUGUGAGACUGAUACACAGUCACCAAUGGCUUAAUAAGUUAAAAAAAAUGUUCAACUUUAACAUUACCUUCUAUGUGAAACAGAGACUGUGUCAAAAGAUUUUAAAAAUACAAAAUCAAUGAAAAAUGUGAUUCCCUAUGGAAUUUGCAUUGUAAUUUCUUUUCCUUGUGACUUUUGGAUUAGGAGUAAUCACAUAUGAACUGUGUUUUCUCUGCCGUUUAAGCUUCGAUUUAGUUGAAAUUUUCUAAGAAUAUUGCCACGAGAUGGGAAAAAUAGAAUACUGAACUGUAUAUUGUUGACACUUUAUGCAUUUUUCAGGAAAGUUACUUUACUAAGUGACCGAUUAGGAGUUUUGCCAAGUUUACAUCAGCUGAGACAAUUACUAAUUUUUCAGACAGGACAGAAAUAUAGUUUUAAAAAAAAUCCAGUUUAAGAAGUGAUCGGUUAGAACUUUGACUGAGUGUAUGUCAUUUCACAUAUCUUACAAACUAUUGAUAUGUCAUUUGCUUAUUAUGUUGCCUAUGAUUUCUUUCUAUGUUAUGACUAAACUUUUACUAUACUG